AUGGAGCUUAUCGAGAUGUCUUCUAUUUGCCAGGCUGUUACAAGCAGUGGCCUCAGUCCUACGACUGGGAUGAUUUGUCUAGAAAUGAUGGUCUGCAUCGCGCUCAUCUAUUCGAGCAUUGUAUUGCUCUUUCAGCAUUCUGGGGCACCACAGAGGAGAUCUAGCAGCCCAUGGAUCAUGGCCUUUAUCGCUGGCGACGUGGUUUUCAACGGAGUAAUGAUCGCGGUCGUGACUGUGCUAGCUCAUGCAGGACUUCCAACUAACUGCUAUGGAUUAACUCGGAGUGAAACGGAAACGGAUGAUGCUAAUAAGAACCCGCCUAAGGGCUUUGGUGAUGGUGAUAUAAAAGGGGACCUUGACAAAUAUUGCGGUCUAGAGCGGAGUUUUUAUUUUAUCAUCGCGGCGUUAAUGUUCACUUACACGUUAACGAUAACUCUUGGGGUCCUGCGAAUAUUUGAGAAGCGCUGGAGCCAUGGCCAAGAUGAUUCCCUAUUCACUUCGGCGAAUGAUGUCUAUCAGCUCGGCCACAUCAGAUCUAAAAUACUUAGCCCCAACAUUAGCAGGGACUUGGAAAACGCGGAGCCGUCUAGAGAAGGGGUACUUACGCCACCUUCAAGGUCCGGUACAUCGUUACAGACCCGAGUAUUGAGGCCUUCCGAAGACGGUCAUAGAACCCAGACGUUCCGUGAACAGGCGCAGUCACAGCCGCUCCCAGUCUCGCCUGUUUCCGCGACAACAUCACCUAUCUGCCAAGUAUCACCUAUAUCACCCACCACGCAUCUCCGCAGAUCAUUUAUGACUACCACUCCCGGCAUGCUGGACACGUCUAUGGGAGGAUUAAUGAUAGAUCACUCCGCGGAGGCGAUGGUGACUGAUGGAUAUCGAUCCCGACUUCAACCUGGCAUGCAACCACAACCACGGUACUCGCCCGGUCAGUCCAGGGGACAGUUCAUGGACGGACACGGCGACGAAUCUAACGAAAUGCGACUAAGCGAGUACGUCAAAGGCGAAUCGCGAGCGCAACAUAUGAAAGACUCGGGAAUGGGUAUGUAG
Messenger RNA from Annulohypoxylon maeteangense, 1053 nucleotides. RefSeq lists its product as uncharacterized. The transcript is spliced from 5 exons. The record is from RefSeq and is a predicted model, not a curated record. Lineage: Eukaryota; Fungi; Ascomycota; Sordariomycetes; Xylariales; Hypoxylaceae. The coding region runs from base 1 to 1053 and encodes 350 amino acids.